GAAUAUGUUAAAUUCUGACUAGCUGUCGACGUAUACAAAUACUCUCGGUGCGAAUGUCAUUUUUAUUUUAUACAAGUCUUUAGAAAACUAUAGAAAACACUCUUGGCUCUGGACCUAUUUACAAAUCGUGCACAGCGCUAAAGGAUGGGCACCGAAGGGUCCAUAGACAUCUGCGCGAAGGGCAGCGGUCGGGUGGAAACCGUCACCCUGCGCCAGAACGAACAGAUCCGGAACCUGCGCGUCCUGGUUGCAGUGCGCUUUGAGCAGGCUAUUUCUCGGAUCAUCCUGGUCUUUGCGGGCCAGGUGCUGAGUGACGAGGGGACCAUCGACAGUAGGGGGAUCGUCUCCGGCGUCACUGUGCACGUGGUUUGCCGGGCGGAAGUAGCAACCUCUCCAUCGCCGACGCCGAUCACGGCCACAAAGCGUUCCAAGCCGAGCGAGCGCCUCAUGAGAUCCUGGCAGUCGGCCCACAUAGCCUAUCUGCAACAAGCGCCCGAUGUGCUGAGAAGCCUGCUACAGGCCGAUCCGCGAAUCCAGAGUCUGCUCGAUGAGAAUGCGGCCAUGCGCCACUACUUGAACAGCGACCAGAACCUACGGGAGAUGCUUUCGUUGGCCUUCAGCCCGGCCAAGCAAGAGCUGGGACGCCGCCGCGACCUCCACAUAUCACGCAUUGAGUUUGUGCCUGGCGGGUACAAGGUCUUGAGCCGACUGAACUACUGCAUGCUACAGGCCUACGAAGACAACGUGGCCAUGUCCUUUCAGCAGGCGUCACAGGGCGCUAAGACGUCCUCGAACCCCCAGCGAGGUCUCGAGGUGAAGGACCCGCUCCCAAACCCAUGGCUUCGCAUGCCGCGCAGCCGAAACCCGAGGACAUGUGCUCUGCCAAGACGCGUCAACAAGGGACGAUCUUCUGUUAAGCAGAGCGACCGUGAUGCCGAUUGCAGGCAGAAGAGCUCAUCGAAGGUGACGACUUCUACUGCAACACAGACCAUGUGCAAGGACCGUCGAUCCGGUGGUGAGGGACACUGCCAGCACUGCUACCAGACCCAGGUGGAGCAGUUGGCUCAGAUGGGCUACAGCAACCGCAGUCGAAACAAACGCGCUCUGCUCAUAUCUCUGGGCAAUGUUGAUUGCGCUGUAAGACUACUGGACCACUGGAAUCGGUUUUUGGAGGACUGAACUCCAUUUGUACUGCUUUUGAUUUGUUUCGUUUUUGGCCGAGGUUAUCUGACGCCUAUUGAUAUGCACAAUAAAUAUGCACAAAAAAAUGAAACCAAUCGGUGAGUGACCCGUUAUUCGUGUCUGUCAGUAUGCACUGGAACUAUAAAAGCUAGAAAGCUGAGAUUAAGCUCGCAGAUUCUAAAAACGUAAUGUUGCCACUCUAACGCCCACAAACUGGCACGUCCACACUUUCGAAAAAUUGUUGUAAAUUGUCUUUUACUUAUGUUUAUUGGUCUUGUAAAUUUCUAUCGAGCUGAUAAAACCACAAACCUCCCAUUUUUCAUUAUAUUCUCCAAUAUAAAAAAAUAUAACAUUUCGGGUUGGCGUUUAGAUGAGAAACAACGGGUAUCAGAUAGUCGGAGAAGUCGACUAUAGCAUUCCCUCUUGUUUAAUAUGCAAGUUAAAU
Messenger RNA from Drosophila mauritiana, 1627 nucleotides. Its product is annotated as ubiquilin-2. The record is from RefSeq and is a predicted model, not a curated record. The transcript has a single exon. NCBI's taxonomy places the organism in Eukaryota, Metazoa, Arthropoda, Insecta, Diptera, Drosophilidae. Gene Ontology annotation, cellular component: cytosol. Bases 145 to 1179 code for a protein of 344 amino acids. Gene Ontology annotation, molecular function: polyubiquitin modification-dependent protein binding. Gene Ontology annotation, biological process: ubiquitin-dependent protein catabolic process.